GAGAAGUUGCCAAUAAUCAGCAACAAACGUUUUAACGUCUGAACUCAGAUGUAGAAUGUUCUUUCUCUCCAUUGUCUUAUGAAGCAAUGAAGGUCGAAUUUUUUAAUUCAGUUCAACAAAAAUUUUUAAAGUGUUAGUACAUUCGUUGGAAAGUUAUUGAUUGGAAAUUUUGUGUGGACCCACAAAUAUUACAAAAUUACGCCAUUGCUAGCUGUAUGGAAACAAAACAAAAACGUGUGUCAUAAUUCCGCGACAUAAAGUAUAUAAGUGUUUUUUGCAAAUACACAGUGCAAUCCCCAAAUUUCUUACUACACGUUGUCCGGGUGUUGUCUUUUCGCGGUAGAUGUGCUGUCUCAUUCGUUCGCCUUGUUCGUCCUAAUUGUACGUUGCUUACGGCACGGUUAACAUAAUUUAUUUUACGGAUUGAUUUACUUUGUUUAUUGUAUCCUUGCUGCAGCAAUAGUGAUUUUUUUGACAAAUGGCCACAAUAGAUGGACGACCGACGCAAUAUGGGAUAUCUCUUAAACAGUUACGGGAGCUUAUGGAGCAUCGUGGCAGGGAAGGCGUAGUAAAACUUAGCGAAGUUGGCGGUGUCAACAAAUUGUGUGACAAAUUAUAUACAUCCACAAACGAUGGCUUGAGAGGAUCAAGGUCUGAUAUUGAACAUAGGCGCGAAACGUUUGGUUCAAAUGUUAUCCCACCGAAACCACCAAAAACUUUUUUAACAUUAGUUUGGGAAGCGCUACAGGAUGUGACACUUAUUAUUUUAGAAGUAGCUGCUUUAGUUUCACUUGGAUUAUCCUUUUACAAACCCGCCGAUGAGGAUGCACCCGUACUACAAGAAGAGGAGGAUCAUCACGGUUGGAUUGAAGGUCUAGCAAUAUUGAUAUCAGUCAUUGUUGUAGUAUUUGUGACAGCGUUCAAUGAUUAUUCGAAAGAGCGCCAAUUUCGAGGACUGCAAAAUCGUAUUGAAGGUGAGCAUAAGUUUUCGGUUAUCCGCGGAGGAGAGGUUUGCCAAAUAUCUGUUGGUGAUAUCGUUGUCGGCGAUAUUGCGCAGAUAAAGUACGGUGACUUGUUGCCAGCGGACGGUAUUCUUAUACAAAGUAACGAUUUAAAGGUCGAUGAAUCUUCUUUAACGGGUGAAUCAGAUCAUGUUAAAAAAGGUGUAGACGUAGAUCCCAUGGUUCUUUCGGGAACACACGUUAUGGAAGGUAGCGGGAAAAUGGUGGUAACUGCUGUGGGUGUAAAUUCCCAAGCAGGUAUAAUAUUCACGCUAUUGGGUGCUGCUGUUGAUGAACAAGAAGCUGAGAUGAAGAAGCGGAAAAAAGAAGCUAAAAAGGCGAAAAAGCAAAGCAAGAGCUUAACAGGUGUUGAUGAUGGCCGGGCGCCCAUUAAAAACAUGUCCCCACCACCAACAGACGGUGUCAAAUCUGAAUCCGAUGGUAAUCACGUUCAACAAGCUUCAUCCCCAGCUGAAGCUAGUCAUAAAAAGGAAAAGUCUGUUCUGCAAGCGAAAUUGACAAAGUUGGCUAUACAAAUUGGUUAUGCCGGUUCUACAAUAGCUGUAUUAACUGUUAUUAUACUAGUUAUCCAGUUCUGCAUAAAGACUUUUGUUAUUGAAGAAAAACAGUGGAAAAAUACUUAUGCAAACAAUUUGGUUAAACACUUGAUUAUUGGCGUCACCGUAUUAGUAGUAGCAGUUCCAGAAGGUUUGCCAUUAGCUGUUACACUGUCGUUAGCAUAUUCCGUGAAGAAAAUGAUGAAAGACAACAACUUAGUGAGACAUUUAGAUGCUUGUGAAACCAUGGGUAACGCCACUGCCAUUUGCUCGGACAAGACUGGUACUCUUACAACAAAUCGAAUGACUGUCGUUCAAUCUUAUAUAUGUGAAAAAUUGUGUAAAGUUCUUCCAACUUUGAACGAUAUACCGCAACAUGUGGGCAAUUUGAUAACAAUGGGUAUUUCAGUGAAUUCAGCUUACACAUCCAAUAUCAUGCCUGGUCAAAAUCCUGGAGAUCUACCAAUACAGGUAGGCAAUAAAACUGAGUGUGCUUUGUUAGGAUUCGUUCAAGGUUUAGGAGUUAAAUAUCAGUCGAUUCGUGACGAAAUUACUGAAGAUAAGUUUACAAGAGUAUAUACAUUUAAUUCCGUUCGCAAAAGUAUGGGCACAGUCAUUCCUCGUCCAAAUGGUGGAUAUCGCCUAUUUUCAAAAGGAGCUUCUGAAAUUAUGCUUAAAAAGUGUUCUUUUAUUUAUGGCCACGACGGAGUUUUGGAAAAAUUCACUCGCGACAUGCAAGAGCGACUCAUACGAGAAGUCAUUGAACCGAUGGCUUGUGAUGGCCUUCGUACUAUUUCCGUUGCAUAUCGUGAUUUUGUACCUGGCAAAGCAGCUAUAAACGAAGUUCAUAUUGAUGGCGAACCAAACUGGGAUGACGAAGAUAAUAUUAUGACUAAUUUGACAUGCUUAUGUGUUGUAGGAAUUGAAGAUCCCGUCCGUCCCGAAGUUCCUGAUGCUAUACGGAAGUGUCAGAGAGCUGGCAUAACUGUCCGCAUGGUUACCGGUGAUAACAUUAACACUGCACGUUCAAUCGCUUCUAAAUGUGGUAUAUUGCGCCCAAACGACGAUUUCCUCAUUUUAGAAGGCAAAGAGUUCAACCGUCGAAUUAGGGACAGUAAUGGAGACGUUCAACAACAUUUACUUGAUAAAGUGUGGCCAAAGCUUCGAGUGUUAGCGCGUUCAUCACCAACAGACAAAUACACCCUUGUUAAAGGUAUUAUUGACAGCAAAGUAAGCGAAAACCGUGAAGUCGUCGCUGUGACUGGUGAUGGAACUAAUGAUGGUCCGGCGUUGAAGAAGGCUGACGUAGGCUUUGCAAUGGGGAUUGCUGGGACGGAUGUGGCAAAGGAAGCCUCUGAUAUUAUAUUAACAGAUGAUAAUUUCAGCAGUAUUGUGAAAGCAGUAAUGUGGGGACGAAAUGUGUACGAUUCAAUUGCUAAAUUUUUGCAAUUUCAAUUGACAGUGAAUGUCGUUGCCGUGAUUGUUGCAUUUAUUGGCGCAUGUGCAGUCCAAGAUUCACCACUAAAGGCUGUUCAAAUGUUGUGGGUAAAUCUCAUUAUGGAUACUCUUGCAUCAUUGGCCUUAGCAACUGAACUUCCAACACCAGAUUUGCUUUUACGUAAACCGUACGGUCGUACUAAACCUUUGAUAUCACGCACAAUGAUGAAAAAUAUUUUGGGACAAGCUUUGUAUCAGCUAUUUAUUAUUUUCGGGCUAUUGUUUGUGGGAGAUUGGAUACUUGAUAUUGAAUCCGGGCGUGGCCAAGACCUUGGUGCUGGACCUACACAACAUUUCACUAUAAUUUUUAAUACAUUCGUAAUGAUGACUUUGUUCAAUGAGAUAAAUGCAAGAAAAAUACAUGGACAGAGAAAUGUAGUAGAAGGUUUAUUCACUAAUCCGAUAUUUUAUACAAUAUGGAUUUUCACAAUGAUUUCUCAGGUUGUUAUUAUACAAUACGGUAAAAUGGCAUUCUCCACUAAGGCACUGUCUCUUGAUCAGUGGUUAUGGUGCAUAUUUUUUGGUAUUGGUACGUUAGUAUGGGGACAAUUAAUCACUUCAGUGCCUACAAGAAAAUUGCCUAAAAUUUUAUCGUUAUAGGCGGUGAACUGCAAGAGCGUUUGAUUCCGGUACCCUACAGCAAGAGCAACACUGAUCAAGCUAUUCGCGUGGUCAACGCAUUUCGUCAAGGACUUGAUGGCCGUUACGGUGAACACACCAACACUUCCUUAGCUGAAGUGUUACGCAAGCAAUCUUCUUUGAGCAAACGUCUGUCAGAGACUUCAUCCAUAGAAUAUGCCGAUAAUAUACCUGAUGAAUUGACUAUACCAGAAAUAGAUGUGGAGCGACUAUCUUCGCACAGCCACACAGAGACAGCAGUUUAAGCGAGCAACAAGCCAACACUCAUACUGAUGACAGUGUAAAUGGAAAAGGCAGAAA
Messenger RNA from Bactrocera latifrons, 3994 nucleotides. It is a transcript of the gene PMCA, whose product is annotated as plasma membrane calcium-transporting ATPase 2. Gene Ontology annotation, molecular function: ATP hydrolysis activity; P-type calcium transporter activity; ATP binding. Lineage: Eukaryota; Metazoa; Arthropoda; Insecta; Diptera; Tephritidae. Gene Ontology annotation, biological process: calcium ion transmembrane transport; regulation of cytosolic calcium ion concentration. The record is from RefSeq and is a predicted model, not a curated record. Gene Ontology annotation, cellular component: membrane; intracellular membrane-bounded organelle.